Colletotrichum navitas is the source of this 1122-nucleotide messenger RNA. RefSeq lists its product as uncharacterized. The record is from RefSeq and is a predicted model, not a curated record. The transcript has 2 exons. NCBI's taxonomy places the organism in Eukaryota, Fungi, Ascomycota, Sordariomycetes, Glomerellales, Glomerellaceae. The coding region runs from base 1 to 1122 and encodes 373 amino acids.
AUGAGUGCCCGAGGCGGAAGCCGACCACCUCCUCGAGGCCGCCCAAACAAGGUGACGAAGCCUGCUGGAGGCCUCAAGCGCGACGCUCACGGCCGCCAGAGCCGUCACUCCUCCGUCGCCGCCGACCAGCUGGAGCAGCUAGCGCACGAUGCAGAGGCCGAAGCUGAUCACGAAGAUGACGACGAGAUAGCCGUCCCUCCACCUCCCGUUACGUCCUCCCAUCAUCAGAACCAGCACCAGCAGCAUCAGCAGCACCAUCAUCCGAACCCCUUCGACCUCGCCGCCGCCGGCAUUCUAGCCAACGGGCCUCCCGGCUCAGUGCCCGGGCCCGAGGCCGACAUCCACCCCGAUCUGCAUAGCCUGCCGGCCCAGUUCGCCAUGGAAGCCCCGAUGGGUACUCAUGGCGCCGGGGGCUUGUCCCGGACGGCCGAGGACCUCGCUUCUGAAAGCGGAUACGGGCAACUGGUCAUCGAUAGUGCACUCGCCAAACGGCUGGCCAACAACGAGGGACAGCGGCUCGCGGUGCAGCGCCGCCAGGACCAGACUCUCAACCUGAAGAGAAGAAGCAACGUCGAAGCAUUACUGGCUCACGUGUCGGGACAGGAAGCCCAUAGUCCCUGUAAGAGCUGUCACAAGGGAUACGGUCCUUGGAAUGGGUGCGUGGUCGUCAGCGGCCAGAUGUGUGGCAGCUGCGCCAACUGUUGGUUCAACGCGAGCGGCUCUCGCUGUUCUUUUCACGAAAACAACCUUCCUCAGCAUAUGCCAGCCAUCCAGCUUCAGCCUGUGCCCCAGGUGUCUGCGAACACAAGUUUUGCCGGCACAGCGCCAAUGGCUCCCGGCAUGGCCCCCGCAGGCCCCAGCUUCGGGCAGCCUGGCGCCGACCCGACGGUUGCGCAGUUUGUCAAGGAUGUACUGGACAGGGCCAUGGCGGAAGCUCGGAGCGAUAACCCACACGUGCGAUUUCAGCUUCGGAUCGAAACAGCGGCACGGCAGCUAGCUCUUGCUAGCGCCGAGUACGCCGAAUUCCUCUCCCAGCAGGGAGGUCAUGACCCGAGUCAGCAUCCCGAUCCAGAAAGUUCCGUUCCGGAGGCGGCGAUGGGCGAGGGUGACAACGGGGCCUGA